This is a messenger RNA of Leucoraja erinaceus (little skate), 3288 nucleotides long. It is a transcript of the gene slitrk4, whose product is annotated as SLIT and NTRK-like family, member 4. The coding region runs from base 90 to 2564 and encodes 824 amino acids. The transcript has a single exon. Lineage: Eukaryota; Metazoa; Chordata; Chondrichthyes; Rajiformes; Rajidae. Gene Ontology annotation, biological process: positive regulation of synapse assembly; regulation of presynapse assembly; axonogenesis. The record is from RefSeq and is a predicted model, not a curated record. Gene Ontology annotation, cellular component: glutamatergic synapse; membrane. Gene Ontology annotation, molecular function: protein binding.
ACUCACCCCCACCACUCAUUUCCGUCGUGCGCACACACCACUGAACGCCCCCCCCAUCUCCCCCAACUUUCCAGGUGGAUGGUGUGAAGAUGCUGCUUCUUGUCCUGUUGACACUCUCGGCGCCUACCCUGUCGCUCUCAUCGGACCCCGACGCUAGGGAGAUCUGCUCCGCUUGCUCCUGCACUCCAGUCGAACACAUCCUCUACAUCUCCUGCGAGAAGAUAUCCGUGUACAGACCCAACCAGCUCAAACCUCCGACCGCCAACCUCUACCACCUCAACCUCCAGAACAACUUGCUAGUCUCCUUGGCUCCCUACUCCUUCGCCAACUUCACCAACGCCAUCUCACUCCAAUUGGGCAACAACAAACUUGAGGAGAUCGAGGCGGGGGCUUUUCGAGGGCUGAGCGGCCUCAAACAGUUGCACCUAAACAACAACGAACUGCAGGUCCUGCGGGCAGAUAUCUUUCAGGGUUUGGAGAACCUGGAGUAUCUCCAGACGGACUACAACCUCAUCAAGUACAUCGAGCGCGGAUCCUUCAACAAGAUGCAUAAACUCAAAGUCCUCAUCCUCAACGACAACCUGAUCUCGACGCUGCCAGACAACAUAUUCCGCUUUGCGUCGCUGACCCACCUGGACCUUCGCGGGAACAAGUUGCAAAACAUCCCUUACAUUGGGGUGCUGGAACACAUCGGCAGGAUAGUGGAGUUUCAGCUGGAGGAUAAUCCAUGGAAUUGUUCCUGCGAUCUGUUUCCUCUCACCUCGUGGUUGGACAACAUGCCUUAUCACCUGUACAUUGGGGAGGCCAUGUGCGAGAUGCCCGCCAACCUGUACGGGAAACUGCUGAAAGAGGUGACCAAGAGGGAUCUCUGCCCGGAGGAUGGGACCGGUAGCUUGGAGCCCACUCCACCACCGCCUCUACAACUGAUUCCCAGGGGAACGCGCCGACCAACCUUGCCCAACAAGUCCCCCAGUGCCACAAACUCUUCCAGGAGGUCGCAAUCUGGGAUCGCCUCGGGCAAGUUCCUGUCGAGCAGCCGCAAUUACAGCCAAAUCGUCUCCUUCCAGCCCAAGGUGCCCCCGUUAGUGCUGUGCCCGGCCAGGUGUGUCUGCCAGAGUCAAACCAUUGACACGGGAAUGAGCGUGAGUUGUCAGGAAAGGGCGAUCGAGAACGUCUCGGCGCUUCUGCCCAAACCUCCCAGCGCCAGGAAGCUCUUCCUCAACGGCAACUACAUCAGGGAUAUCGAAACCUCCGACUUCGGGGCGUAUGAUGGGCUGGAUUUGCUGCAUUUGGGCAACAAUAAGAUAUCUGUCCUUCAAAACGGUGUGUUCAGGAACCUGACCAACUUAAGGAGGUUGUAUCUGAAUGGCAACCAGUUGGCGAAGGUCUCUCAGGAUAUCUUCGCCGGUCUACACAACCUGCAGUACCUGUUCCUGGAGUACAACCUGAUCAAUGAGGUGGCGGCGGGGACCUUCGACUUCCUGUCCAACCUACAGCUCCUGUACCUGAACAACAAUCUACUCAAGAGCUUGCCAGCCUACGCUUUCGCCGGGGUGCCGCUGGCUCGUCUCAAUCUGAGGAACAACCACUUCAUGUACCUGCCGGUGAGCGGGGUACUGGAUCAACUCAGGUCCCUGACUCAGAUCGACCUGGAGGGGAACCCUUGGGAUUGCACCUGCGACCUGGUGGCGCUCAAACUGUGGGUGGAGAAACUCCAACAAGGGACGCUGGUGAGGGAGGUGAAGUGCGAGACGCCGGUCAAGUUCGCAAGCGUGGACUUGAGGACACUGAAGAGUGAAGUUCUCUGUCCUCGGCUGUUGAACAAGCCGUCUGCAAACAGUCCCAGUCCCAACCCACCCGCCGCGUCCAAACCCACCCCCUUUAAUUUGGCCAAGAGUUCUCCCGGUGGCCCAGUGCCCCUCUCGAUCCUCAUCCUCAGCAUUCUUGUCGUGUUGAUCCUCACCGUCUUCGUGGCUUUUUGUCUGCUGGUGUUCGUUCUCCAGCGGCACAAGAAGACCAACUCCAAACAGGAAGGCGGCAACGCGGAAUGCGGGCUAAUGCAGCCGCACUUAAAGCAGGGCAAGGCGGAGACCACCCUCAGCUCAGUGCCCCAGACCAUCGAACAGAUGACCAAGAACUACUCGGGUACUGGCCGCAACCCGGACCAAGGUCUCUCCUUCGGGGAUCCUCACGGCCAGACCAUCUUCCUGAGGAACCUGUCGGAGAAGGAGAGGGAAGCAGCCCGCUCGGAAAACAAGAAGAGGUUGAGUACAAUCGAAGAACUAGAUGAGUUACUGCCGUCCAGGGACUCUCACUUGUUCUACCGGGAUGUAACGGAGGGCAAGCAGGAGCUAAACAAUCUGGGAGUCGGCAACUUUGAACUGCAAUAUCCAGAGAAACAUCACGAGGUGAAAAAACUGAAGAAAUCGCUUUUGGGGAGCACGCAUCCGAAGAUGGUGGUGGAGUUAAGGAAGGGCGAGUAUUACGAACUGAAGGCGAAACUUCAGGGGUCCCCUGACUACCUACAGGUGUUGGAAGAACAAACAGCCCUCAGUCAGAUAUAGGACAGGAUGGUCUACAAUAUGAGGUUUUUUUAAUUAAAAAAAAAGGAAAUAAUAAUUGGAAAAGUGCCUUCUAUUUACUGUACUUUUCAACAUCUGUGAUCUCGACGGGAGAUUGGAACCUCGUCCUAACUUGUCCUGCAGAGAUGUUUUUAUAAGGUGCAGCGUUUCCCACUUUGAAUAAACUGGCAAGCACCAACGAUGCUAUAAGGCGGAACGGUCUACACAAUCGAUGGUAACAGGAUUUUGUUUUAAUGAAUCUGCUUAAGAUUUCAGUCAGUUCUGACGCACCCCCGCCGACGUAAAGUCGGCCAGACACUUUAUUUUAGAACGAGAAUGUUUGUCCUUUUAAUGUUCCUUUUAAUAUUCCCAUCCCCUCCCGCAGAGGACUAUUAUUUUGCUGUUUGUGUACUGGCCUGAAUUAUUCUCAUAAAUAGCCAAUGCUUUAGACAUCAACCUUCCCGGUGCAUGGGGACCUAAGUUGCAUUUAUGUUUCGCCAUGGAGUGGGAAAGGGAGGGUGGGAGAGACUGGAUAUUAGAUGACAUCGACUCACAUAAUGAUAUAAACAGUCCCAGAAAACGUUUUAAAACCCGCCUGGGAGAGGGGGAGUGGGGGGUAGAAUUGGGAUCAGCGGCGUUUGAAGAACAGGUUUCGCUGUUCCUUUGAAAUGAUUUAUAAAUAUAACGACAGCGACGCCUAGUACAGAAUUGUGAUAAAUCUGGUAAA